GCGAAAGCAUUUGAAUCUACUUGGCGGGAGUUAGUACUGUAGUGCGAACUGUUCAGCUAUGGAGUCUGCCUCGGGAAGUGAGGAGAAUGAAGAAGGUGCGGCGACAGAGAAAUGUGUGAAUAGGAUCCCAGUACCAAGACCACCCUCCAUUGAAGAAUUCACUAUAGUGAAGCCCAUUAGCCGUGGCGCAUUCGGGAAAGUGUACCUGGGACAGAAAGGCGGCAAGUUGUACGCGGUGAAGGUUGUCAAAAAAGCAGACAUGAUCAAUAAAAAUAUGACUCAUCAGGUACAGGCUGAGAGAGAUGCCCUGGCACUGAGCAAAAGCCCUUUUGUUGUGCAUCUGUAUUACUCACUACAGUCAGCAAGCAACGUCUACUUGAUAAUGGAAUAUCUUAUUGGUGGAGAUGUCAAGUCUCUCCUACAUAUAUAUGGUUAUUUUGAUGAAGAGAUGGCUAUAAAAUAUACUUCUGAAGUAGCAUUGGCUUUAGACUACCUGCACAGACAUGGCAUCAUCCACAGGGAUUUGAAACCAGACAAUAUGCUUAUUUCCAAUGAGGGUCAUAUUAAGCUGACAGAUUUUGGCCUUUCCAAAGUUACUCUGAAUAGAGACAUCAAUAUGAUGGAUAUUCUCACAACACCAUCAAUGUCUAAACCUAAGCAAGAUUAUUCGAGAACCCCAGGACAAGUCUUAUCUCUCAUCAGUUCUUUGGGAUUUUUCACACCAGUUGGAGAAAAAGAUAAAGACUCUGCAAAUGUGUUUUCAGCACCUAAGUCUGAAGCCCAACUUUCUCAAGGAUCAAUUUGUCCUAUGUCCAUAGAUCAAAAGGAGCCAAUUUCUUAUUCUAGCAAACUACUAAAAUCAUGUUUUGAAACACUUGCAUCCAAUCCAGAAAUACCUGUGAAAUGUCUGACUUCUAAUCUACUCCAGUGUAGGAAAAGACUGGGUACCUCAAGUACUAGUAGCCAGUCUCAUACCUUCGUAUCCAGUGUGGAGUCAGAAUGUCACAGCAGUCCCAAAUUGGAGAGAGACUGCCAGAGUGCCAAGCCAUCAAGUACAAUGAUGAGCUGGAGUGCCGGUGAAAUGCCGUAUGCAAAAUCUGUAAGUGCCAUCGAGACAAAAACGGAUUUGGAAUUAGCACUUUCUCCCAUUCAUGACAGCAGUAACAUUCCUCCCACUGGAAGCAACUACAUGACCCUCCCUAGAAAAUGCUUCUCUAGGGAAAUCUCUUGGGAGGCAAGAGAACCGGAUAUAAAUAAUGAGACCAUGACCAUUGACGAGGUCAGUUUCUGUCAGUCCAAUCAUUGGGCUGUAAAUUCUAGUGCUACAUCUGAAGAACACCUCUGUAAAAGAAACUGUAAAAGAAAUUUCCACUUGGUUGACUCCAGUCCUUGUCAGGAAAUUAUACAAAGUAAAAAAAACUGUAUAGAAUAUGAAGCCAAUAAGGAAAAGACAGGCUGUUGUGCAAAUCAAGCUACAGGCUUGACAGCCCAAGUCCAGAACCUGAAGCUAUCAGUGUGCAAAAGUCAGCACCAUGACUAUGCUAAUAAGGAGAACACUGUCACCUAUUUAACUGACAGACCAACAAUAGCAAAGAACCUCAUGUCUGAGCUCGACGAAGACUGUGAGCUGAGCAGUAAAAAGGACUGCCUCCAUUCUAAUUCCGUAUGUUCUGAUGAGGAUAGAGCUCCUAAAACUGUCUGUGUAGACUCCGAUUCAUCUUUUCCGGGAGUGUCUAUGAUGGAAAGUUCACUGGAGAUUCAGGCCUUAGAGCCAGAUAAAAGCAUCAGAGACUACUCUUUUGAAGAACCAAAUACUGAAGAUCUACUUAUGUUACCAAAAUGCCAAGAAAAUUCUCUGCCAAAAGAUGACUGGCAUGCUUCUAUCCAAGACAGUAACCAAAUGUUAGCUCCUCCUUCAAAGGCGCCAAAAACAUUCGCCUCUAAAACCAAUGUCGUGGCUUUUCGAAGUUUUAGCAGUCACAUUAAUGCAUCCAGUAAUUCAGAACCAUCCAAAGUGAGCACAACUUCUUUAGACGCUAUGGACAUUUCCUGUGACUACAGUGGUUCGUGUCCCAUGGCUGUGACCCCUACUGAGAAAGGGAGGGCCUGCGUGUCACAUCAGCAGACUCCGAGUCAGGUCAAGUUGGGAACAUCAUACAGAACUCCAAAGAGUGUGAGAAGAGGGCCACCCCCAGUAGACGAUGGACGGAUUCUAGGAACCCCGGAUUACCUGGCACCUGAGCUCCUACUGGGAGCCGCCCAUGGUCCUGCAGUAGACUGGUGGGCACUUGGAGUCUGCUUGUUUGAAUUUCUAACAGGAAUCCCCCCUUUCAAUGAUGAAACACCACAGCAAGUAUUCCAGAAUAUUCUAAAAAGAGAUAUCCCGUGGCCAGAAGGUGAAGAAAAGCUAUCUGAUAAGUCUCAAAGUGCGAUGGAUAUGCUGUUAACCAUUGAUGACACAAAGAGAGCUGGGAUGAAAGAACUGAAACAUCAUCCUCUCUUCAGUGAAGUGGACUGGGAGAAUCUGCAGCAUCAGACUAUGCCUUUCGUGCCCCAACCAGACAACGAAACAGAUACAUCCUACUUUGAAGCCAGGAACAACGCUCAGCAUCUGACCAUAUCUGGGUUCAGUCUGUAGCACAUGCAUUCCAUUUCUAUCUAACUUGUGAUAUAGAAUUUUAACACUAGAUUCAUCUACACGGAAUAAGUCAUUAUUGUACCGAGGCUAAACAGUUUUAAUGAGUACAACAGCUUUUACAGAGUUAAAAUACUGUAAAAAAUAUGAACAGUAACUAAUCUCUACCUUAGAACUGUACAUGAAGCAUCAUAGCCUUUUUCAUCUUAUUUAUUCACUGCACUUUAUGAAGAGCAAUGUCUCAAUAAACUAAAACAGCACUACCACUCUAAACAGAAGGAUGAACCAUA
Messenger RNA from Rattus rattus (black rat), 2925 nucleotides. RefSeq names its product microtubule associated serine/threonine kinase like (gene Mastl). The transcript has 12 exons. The record is from RefSeq and is a predicted model, not a curated record. Gene Ontology annotation, cellular component: nucleus. NCBI's taxonomy places the organism in Eukaryota, Metazoa, Chordata, Mammalia, Rodentia, Muridae. Gene Ontology annotation, biological process: intracellular signal transduction; peptidyl-serine phosphorylation. Gene Ontology annotation, molecular function: protein serine/threonine kinase activity; ATP binding. The coding region runs from base 59 to 2638 and encodes 859 amino acids.